Messenger RNA from Sporisorium graminicola, 1503 nucleotides. RefSeq lists its product as uncharacterized. NCBI's taxonomy places the organism in Eukaryota, Fungi, Basidiomycota, Ustilaginomycetes, Ustilaginales, Ustilaginaceae. The record is from RefSeq and is a predicted model, not a curated record. The coding region runs from base 1 to 1503 and encodes 500 amino acids. The transcript has a single exon. Gene Ontology annotation, molecular function: transmembrane transporter activity. Gene Ontology annotation, biological process: transmembrane transport. Gene Ontology annotation, cellular component: membrane.
AUGUCUUCAUCGCUUCUGUUUGGCUACCCUCAGCUGGCUGUCAUCCCCAACGCCGGCGUGCUCGGUCUCGUUGCCUACUGCUUUGCCACUGUCGCACCUCUUUGGUUCUUCGCCUGGCUCGGACCUCUGAUCAGACGUGUCUGCCCUGACGGCUUUACGCUAUCCGAGUAUAUUCGACGCCGCUUCGGAUGGCCAGUCGGUGUUCUGUCCGGUCUCAUCUUUGUUGGAUUCAUGUUCUGCUUCAUGCUGGUCGAACUCAACACGUAUGGCUCUGCCGUCAACCUGCUUGGUGGCGUCAACCCCACCAUUGCGGCCCUGAUUGUUGCGAUCAGCACCACCAUCUACACGGCCUAUGGUGGUUUCAAGGCUUCGCUCUGGACCGACAACGUCAAUGCCGUAAUCAUUUUGAUCUUCAUUGUGAUCGCUUCGAUCGCCGUUGGCGUCAAACUCGACAUUGACCAUGCUCGCGUUGAGUCGUCAGGUCUUCUCAAGCCGCAGAAGCUUGGUGGUGAGCUGUGGUACAUCCUGCCCGCCGCUAUCGUUUUUAGUCAGAUGUUCAACCAGGGCUUCUGGCAGCGUGCUUUCGCCUCUAAGAACAACAAGACGCUCUACCUCUCGGUCAUCUUUGCCACCAUCCCCCUGUUUGCCGUCUGCAUGCUCGUGGGCAUGGCUGGCCCGUUGGCAUGGUGGUCGGGUCUCUUCAACGGGCCUACCGACACAGAUGAUGGCUCCCUCACGUUCUUCUACAUCCUCGCUACGCUGCCCAACUGGCUUACGGGCAUCGUGAUUGUGCUGUGCGGCUGUCUCAGCUCGUCGGCAUACGACACGUUCCAGUCGGCUCAGAUCUCGACGAUCCAGAACGACGUGUUCUUGGGACGUGUCAACAUUUGGUGGUGCCGUGCUAUCCUGGUGCUCAUCAACAUUCCCUCGGUGGUGCUGGCCGUCAAGAACAUUGACAUUUUGGAGGUGUUCCUUAUUGCCGAUCUGGCUGCUAUCGCCUGCAUCCCCGCGUUCUUGCUCGGUCUGGUUCCCCAACUCUACUUCCUCAACGGCGUCGAUGCUGUCGGUGGCGCAGUCGGCGGAUUCUUCACGGUGUUCAUCUUCGGAACCAUCUUCUAUGACAGCGCUUCGAAGGGCAUCGCGCUCAUCGGGCUACCUGAAGGACUGUAUGUGACGGACUACAGCGUGCUCGGUGCCUUCUUCGCCGCACCCCUCGGUAGCUUGGGGUGGACGUUCGUGACGUGCGGUAUCCGCGCAGGUGUGACGUGGGUCUACUGCCGUUACACAGGCAAGAAGUUCACCGUGUUCGAAUACCGCGAAUUCGACGUUUCCAAGUUCGCGCUUCCAGAAGAUAGGCCUGCUGACUUCCACGGUAUCCACGGCAGUGGCAACCCAAACGAUGGGCACAAAUUGGACGAGGGUUUGGAAGAUGGCGCGCCGCAGCUGAAGAGGUACGCGUCGGAGGGUGCGUCUAGUGGCGAGCUGGUGCAGGCGCAGAAGUGA